Molecule: messenger RNA, 1521 nt
Organism: Trichoderma breve
Lineage: Eukaryota; Fungi; Ascomycota; Sordariomycetes; Hypocreales; Hypocreaceae
Product: fungal zn(2)-Cys(6) binuclear cluster domain-containing protein
Exons: 4
Coding region: 1-1521 (506 amino acids)
Biological process (GO): regulation of DNA-templated transcription
Molecular function (GO): DNA-binding transcription factor activity, RNA polymerase II-specific; zinc ion binding
Source: RefSeq, a predicted model, not a curated record
AUGGUUGGUGUUCCGGGCAAGUAUAAGGGGUGCGAGACCUGCCGCAGGCGUCGAGUCAAGUGCAGCAAUGAGCGUCCAUUCUGCCAGAACUGCAUCAGCAGCGGCAGAACUUGCGAGGGCUAUGAGAGAGAACGAGUUUUCAUCACUGGUACGCCCGAGACCAAAGGCCGUGUAGCUUCGCAUCCGAAGAAGACGACACCUUCCAAGAAGCCAAAGGCCAGCCCUAGCCCCAGUGUCAAGGCUUCGGACGAGCCUGGCAGCAGCAGCAGCAGCAUCUUCAGCGGCCCUCAACUCUUUCAACCCCUGGCACCACUUACCUCUGCGUGGGACGACUACGUUCGAUUGACACCCGGGGGCCAGGGGGGAACCGGUUUCCCAGCCCUCAUCACCGCGCUCCAGACGAAUUUGCAAAGCGUGGCGAGACUCGAGGCGGCUGUCGGUGGUGAAGGCGGCGGUGAUGGAUCCGCCGCGGGACUUUUGAGUGCUAUACAGUUUCCUCCCUACGCGGCGGCUGAGUUGCUGCCGGUGGCGGACGAUGCCUUCGGUAUGAAUGCGCAAUGUUUUGUGCGCCAAAAGGCCACUAAUUCUGAGCAUGACUCGACAGAGAGCUAUUGCGCGUUUCUAUUUGAGCACGAUUCGUCCGGCGCAUCAUGGAGGCUCACGGCCGAACAGAUGACCAGACUUGGUCCGCACUAUUUCGCCUCUUUUCCGAAUCACCACUUCUUCGUGAGGGUAUAUCGCCCUGUAGCUAUGAGCAUUGCUCUCCUGAGCAGACGAGAUACCUUUUUGAGAGCACCGGAAUGGACCACGAUACCAUGGGACCAGCAUCCGAAAUCUGCCCUCGACCAGCUGUUUGACAUCAUACUUCAACUUCCCGCUAUCUUCGAGCAGAUGGAUCGAAUCAUCCACCUCCAGGCAACGCUUGCCCGCCGAACACAAGCCCAGGAGCUUUUGCAUCAUUGUCUGGUUGUCGAAGCGCAAUUCCGUCAAUGGCUGCAGGAGGCCUACAGAGGAACGGAAGAGCACCCGUACCCAUUCUGGGCCGAGGAGCUCAGGAGCCCCGGCGGCGCCAUCCCUUUUGCGAACGCAUAUACCUUCAAGGACGGAGUCACUGGCUUGAUGUUCGUCUAUUACUGGAUGGCCAUGAUCCCAUUCCACCGCUGCAUCGAGCAUAUUCACAUGGCCAUUUUCCAGCCGGUUGUUGACGCCUAUCCCAACAUGUGGCCGGAACUGCCGCCCAACCUGCAAAUCGACCCGGCACAUUACCAAGACGGACGAGAGCUGGCCGCCAACAUCUGCAGGGGACUGGAUUCAGCAUUGAAUUCGACCGUCCAGCCGGACUUGCUCCUGGGGCCGAUGACGGUUGCCAUGGACUUUUACCGAGACGUCAACGCCGCGUCACAGGAUGGCGUGCUUGAGAUUCUGUGGCUGGACGGCUUCAAGAAGCGGCUGUGGGCAAAGGCGCAGGCCGUGACGAGUGUUUUGCAAGCCCACAAAUGGUCUGAAGUGGCCAAAUUCUAA